AUGGCGACGAACCAUUUCUCCUUCAAAGCCGGUAGGAUAAAUCUUUAUACCAUCACUUUAGUUACGAUUCUCUGCGCCGCCUUUUACCUCGUCGGCGUUUGGCAACAUUCCGUCGGAAAAUCCAUCGUCUUUUCUAACGGAAAUUACGCCUGUACCACCGUCGCCGCCACCCAGAAUUCCACUGCCGACGUCACCGUCGACCUUGAUUUCACAGCCCAUCACACCGCCUCCGAUCUUAAAGUCGUUACAAAAGUGCGUGAUAUUCAACUCCCACCGUGCGACGGGAAGUUUAGCGAAUACACCCCCUGCGAGGACCGGGAAAGGUCGCUGAAAUUCGACAGGGAUCGGUUGAUUUACCGAGAACGUCAUUGCCCAGUCGCCGGCGAGAUUCUUAAAUGCCGGAUUCCGGCGCCGGCAAACUACAAGGUUCCGUUCCGGUGGCCGGAGAGCCGGGAUUUCGCUUGGUUUUCGAAUGUUCCGCAUAAGGAAUUAACGGUGGAGAAGAAGAAUCAGAAUUGGGUUCGGUACGAGAAAGACCGGUUCAGAUUCCCAGGCGGCGGCACCAUGUUCCCUCACGGCGCCGACGCCUACAUCGACGAUAUCGGAAAACUGAUCAAUCUCGCCGACGGGUCAAUCAGAACCGCCGUGGACACCGGCUGUGGGGUACGUAACGAUUUUUUAACUAAUUUUUUUGAACCGGCCGGUCCAACUCAAAUUCAUUGA
This is a messenger RNA of Cucurbita maxima (winter squash), 723 nucleotides long. RefSeq names its product probable methyltransferase PMT15. The transcript has a single exon. NCBI's taxonomy places the organism in Eukaryota, Viridiplantae, Streptophyta, Magnoliopsida, Cucurbitales, Cucurbitaceae. Gene Ontology annotation, cellular component: trans-Golgi network; cytoplasm; endosome. The record is from RefSeq and is a predicted model, not a curated record. The coding region runs from base 1 to 723 and encodes 240 amino acids. Gene Ontology annotation, molecular function: methyltransferase activity.